Messenger RNA from Caenorhabditis angaria, 2114 nucleotides. NCBI's taxonomy places the organism in Eukaryota, Metazoa, Nematoda, Chromadorea, Rhabditida, Rhabditidae. The record is from the annotation of a GenBank genome assembly.
AUGCUUUUUAAUUCAAGCGGAAUUUUUCCGUUUCUAACUGUGGUUUUGACAUUAUGUGCCAUGUUUUCAGGGUGAGUUUUUGGAGGAUUUUUCGGGCUGAAAUUCCAGUGCUGAAAUUCAGAAUUCUCAAAUUUUCUGAAACCUAUUUUUAAAUUUUGACAUGAUUCAUGAAAAUUAUAGGGCUCAGAUUUGACAUUUCGAAAUUUUCGAACCUGAUAAUUAGGGUGGAUAUUUGAAAGUUCUGAUUUCGUUAUUUUUUCUCAGAAAUUCUAGAAGGGGGCAGAAAAUUAUCUGAAAUUAUGAGAAAAAUUUGAAAAAUUUUGCUUUUGAAGGCUUCUGGAGGCCUUCAAAAGGCUUUAAGCUUGAGAAGGCAUUUGAAAGAUUCUGAAGGCUUUUUUCACACAAAAAUCCAAAAUUCCAGAUUUUUCAAGCUCUAGAAUUUUUCCAGCUACGGUAUCGCAGUGGCAAAUGACCAUGUCGAUGCUUGGAUUCCUUUCAUCUCCGACUGUGCCGCAGAAUCUCCCGAAAAAAUGGUGUUCGGUGAACUGCUAACCCUCUCCGCCUUCUGCCUUGCUGUCACAAUGUAUUUCAUUCAUCGAAACAUCAUCUCCUUCUACGAAGAGCAACAUGUUGAUAUUGGAAAAUGGGCCGGAUUUUCGAAAUUCAUUUUGGGACUCGGAUGGCUUGCAGCAAUCGGAGCAACAAUUGUUGCCAAUUUCCCGGAAAGUGCUCAAAUUAUUGUGCAUACUAUUGGAGCUUUCACGUUUUUCGUUGGAAUCACUUUUUAUUUUUGGGGACUGCUGUUCAUUUCCUACUCUUUGAAGUGAGUCAGGCUUAGGCUUAGGCUACAAAUAAGGCUUAUGUGUAGACUAUAGGCUUAGGUUUGAUAUGAAACAUUUUUUUGUUAUCGGAAAAUGUUUGCUGUGAGUUCAAAAAUUUUUGGUUUUGAUUUAUGAUAUUUGAAAAAAUUGGGGGAUCGAAAAAAGUUUCAAGGAUCACAUGAGUUAGAUAUGCAGGUUCUAGUCGAGAUACAGUAAUCCAUUUUUCUCGAGAGUACUGUAGAUCGCUUCAAGAGGAUUAUUUAGACACUAAACAUGAUAGGGUUACUGUAAGCAAGCUCAAGUGUAAAUCAAAAAAUUAAAAAUUGUGACACUUUAAAUCUAGAUACAGUAAUCCUAGUACCUUUAAAAAAUCAAUAAUUUUUACAGACCAAAACUUGUUCCAAUUCACUUGACAAAUUUCCGACUGUUACUCACAAUAACCUUAUCACUUCUCCUGAUUUUCCGUGAGUUUCAAAAAAUUUUCAGAUACACAUUUUGUGUGGGUUGAAAAUUCUGAAUGUGAGUCAUAGAUAAACCAGGAAACAAUUUUUUUUUGAACACAAGAAAAAAAACAAUGACUCAUGUUAAAGAAUUUAUCACAAAAAAUUCAAAAUAAAGUAAGGGAUUUUUUUCAAAAAAAAACUCAUAACUCAACUUUCCCGUGCACAAAAAUACGUUUUAAAGCUCUUAAGAUGCUCUAAAAGUCUGAAAAUCUGUAAAAUUUCAGACAUUAUCUGCUUGACAGCUCAGCCAUUUGUUCAAAGAGUUAAUGGAAAACUUCCACCGCGUCCAGAUUGGCCAAAUCAUAUUGAAAGACCAAAACCAGGAGAUGCGGUGAGUUAAAGGCUUCAGAGGGCUUUAGGGGGCUUCAGGGGGCUUCAGGGGGCUUCAGGAGAUUCCAGGAGGCUUUCAAUCAUCUUAAAAAUUCAAUUUUUUCCAGUACUACACAAAUCACAUAGCAGCAGCUCUCUCGGAAUGGAUUGUCGCAAUAAUAAUCCUCAUCGGCGUGCUAUCCUUCAGUUUCGAAUUUGCCGCCACAAAAUAUCGUGCUCCAAAAUUCGUCAGACAACAUUCGAUCGAUAAUCAUGUGACAGUUAUUGAAACUCCUAUUCAACAUGUAAUUUCUCUGAUUCUCUAACCUCUCUAAUUCUCUAACUCUCUAAUUUUCAGGAAACAAUUGCACCGUAUUUUGAUCAUUAUUCUCAAACUUCAACUUUGAAACGACUUCCAAGAGUGGAUAAAGUUUACCCAACUUCGGUUUAUAAUAAUUCUAAUCGUUUGCAGUAUUAUUGA